AUGCGAGUCGGUGCUGACACUUUUGUGAAGGGCAAAGUCCCAGCCGCCUUGCUCUUCUGGAAGGUGGCGUAUGGCGAGACGGUGCCUUUUUCGAAUGGCUUGACUCUUGGCCAAGGCUACAACACGUAUCUGAACCACGGCUGCCGUCACAAUGCAGUCAAUAUCUCGUUGAAGCCCGACUCUGCGACCCCGCAGCUCCAGAUUGACUACCAGGCCAUCCAGAUCACCAAAUACGAGCAACUUGUUACUGUCCUCGAGACAAGCGCCGGUGCCGCUGUCAAGGCCGUUGUCGAGCCUGUCCCCGCCGUCGAGCCCGUCCCCCCCGUCACGCCGGGCGCCUCUGCCAGCACUACUGCCUCGUUCCUGGACAAGAGUUCGUUUGAAGCCAGCUUCCUGACCUACGUGGUCAAGGUCGACGUGCAGAAGCAGUCCACGUCCCAGGCUACCUACGCUCUCAACUGGGACAAUGCUCCUGAUUCCUCCGUCUACUGCGAUCGUUUCAUCAGCGACUUUACAAAGGGCGGUGCGCUUUUCGCCCGUGUCGACAUUAAAACGACCGACUCGUCCAAGCACAAGGCUCUGGAGCAAUCCGCCAAAGCCGCCUUCAGCGCAUUCGGGGCCAAUGUCGAGCUGACACAGUCCGUCAAGUCCAGCAUGACGGAAAUCGAAAAGUCAUCCGAGAUUUCUAUGCAGUUCGUCUACGUCGGCGCCCCCUCCGAUGCGCAACAGACUGUCAGCGGCAGCGGUAACGGUUCUGGCGACGCGUCGCAGCUGGCUCAGCUCAAGUCCAUCGCCGACAACUUCCUUGGCAAAGCAAAGGACAGCGAGUGGAAGCGCCACGCGAUUCUCCAACAAUAUGAGCACGUUCCCAACUGGAGCAACCAGUUCAAAGUCCCCGACUACACCGCCGCCAAGGAUUUCAGCUGGUCCGUUUUCAAGGACAGCAGCAGCUACAAGGCCAUGUUGAAGGCAGCUCAGCUGGUUUCUCCCGAGCACUGGGUUGGUGGUGCUUCGACCAAGAACCAGAUCCUCACCGUCAUUGGGCAGACGCUAUCCGAUAUUUCCGAAUGGGUGCGAGCUCCCAGCAGCGAAGAAAUCGGCAUUUUGGCUAAUAUUGUGGCAACAGGUAAAACGGGUCACCACGGACCCAGCCUCGGCGGCGACACGCCCGACCAUUACAGCCCCGGAAAAACGUCACUCACGACGACCAAGUACAUUGCUCAAUCCUUUGAAACGGCAAACCAUGUCAGCACCAACGUCAUUGAACCGUCGCUGCGGUCCGGCGCGACCAAGCUUUCCGACGUGGAGGCCUUUGGCUUUGGCACUGUUGCCGGCAGCGUCAAGGUCGCCUUUGGCCGCAGUCUUCAGGGGGAGUCGUACAUCUGCCUUCCCGAUCAGCCCAUGGCACCCGGCUUCAAGGCCGUUUCUGAGCUGUGGGGUAUGAAGAAGGCAACGGGCAGCUUCAACAAGCCGAUCCAUGUCCUGCCCGUUCCCCAGGCUGGUGUCAUUCGGCUCAGCACGGACCAGCAGGCCCCAGGCGGCACCUUGUUCACAUUCUAUACCAAAUAA
Messenger RNA from Cordyceps militaris CM01, 1569 nucleotides. RefSeq lists its product as uncharacterized. The transcript has 11 exons. Lineage: Eukaryota; Fungi; Ascomycota; Sordariomycetes; Hypocreales; Cordycipitaceae. The record is from RefSeq and is a predicted model, not a curated record. Bases 1 to 1569 code for a protein of 522 amino acids.